Molecule: messenger RNA, 1707 nt
Organism: Penaeus indicus
Lineage: Eukaryota; Metazoa; Arthropoda; Malacostraca; Decapoda; Penaeidae
Exons: 6
Coding region: 1-1707 (568 amino acids)
Biological process (GO): synapse organization
Cellular component (GO): neuron projection membrane
Source: RefSeq, a predicted model, not a curated record
AUGCUUGUAUAUGACGCGACGCCCCCAAAUGGACCCGCAGACCGCUCACGUAACAUCAUCUUCCACGUCAUCGCCAUCCACACGCAGCCGACAAGGCCUCCUAUAGGCCUAACAGGAAUGGACGGCGGGACCGAGGCGGAGAUCAUCAAGGCCCUGGAGGAGACGCAGGAGGAGGUGGCCUGGAAGUACAUCCCCCUCAGCGGCCCCAGCAUCGACGACGCCAACUCCAAGAACGUGACGGCGCAGGUCGGCAAGACGGCCGUCCUCAACUGCCGCAUCAAGUACCUGGGGGGCAAGACGGUCUCGUGGAUGCGCGCCCGCGACCUGCACCUCCUGACGGUCGGGCGCUUCACCUACACGAGCGACGACCGGUUCCGCGCCGUGCACCAGUCGGGCUCGGACGACUGGCUCCUCAAGAUCCACUACGCCCAGCAUCGUGACGCGGGGGCCUACGAGUGCCAGGUGUCCACGACGCCGCCCCUGUCGCGGACGGUGUGGCUCACGGUGGUCGAACCAGAGACCCGAGUUCUUGGCGGCCCUGACUUGCACAUCAACUCGGGCUCAACAAUCAACCUGACUUGCGUGGUCCAGCACAGCCCCGAGCCGCCCCCCUACAUCUUCUGGUACCACGAGAACGAGCUGCUCUCCUACGACUCCCCACGCGGCGGCAUAACGGUGGUGACCGAGCACGGGCCGACGUCCACCUCCCGUCUGCUCAUUCAGAAAGCUACGUUGAGCGACGCUGGGAGAUACACCUGCCGACCUGCCAAUGCUGAUCCUCACUUCCUCACCGUCCACAUCAUACAUAACGAGCAUCCAGCCGCCAUCCACCACAAGAACGGCACGUCAUCCGCGGCGGGCGUGCACCAGCGGGCCUCCUCCAGCUACUCUCUCUCCCUCAUGCUCCUCAUGCUCGUCCUCAUCACGGCCUGCAACGUCCUGCCGAGCGAGAACUACAAAGCCUGUCAGGCCCUGAGCAGGGGCGGCGGCGGCGGCAUGCCUAAUGUUUCCGGUGACAAGCACAGAUCUUCAGAAGGCUUUCGGCGGCGCGGGCUCUCGUCUAAUGGCUCGCGAGAAAGCCCCGCUUCCUUUGAUCUGCGCGCCUCUACCGCCAUCCCUGGCGAGUCCCGAGAGGCCGGGCGGAGAGGGCGGCCCUUUGUCGCGCCCCUCGGCCGAGGCGGCUCCGACCUGCGCGUCCGCUGUUGCAACGGCCUCGCCAAUGCCCUCGGCGACGGGCGCAGGAGGCGCGGCAUCCUCUCCUGCGAACUGGGGCGCCUUCUGCACGGACUGAGGCGCCACGGAGAUUCCUGCCACGACUCCCGCCGCCACCCCAGCCCCUGCGAGGCCUCGUGCUCCCCCGGCGAGGCCCCCGAAGGCACCAGAUUCCGAGAUCGUCCGCCGUGCCCUCCGCGCCGCCACCCAGAGGCACUCAUCGACCACAGCAUCCGCUCUGCCGUGUCCUCCGCCCUCGCCCCUUCCUCUGGCGGCCCUCACGACCAUAUCGUCCCUAGCGCCCCCUGUCGGCCCCGAGGGAGACCGGCCGAGGGCGCUCUCCCCCCCGAGGCCGCCCGUGGCGAGCACCCCUCGCCGGAAAAAUCUUGCGAGAGGGCCUCCGGGUGCGAAGCGAAGAAGGGGAAUUCGGCGGCGCUGCUCUCUGCCCUUGGCGUGAAGGGCGAACGGGAGGCUCCGGUUCCGUCGCUGGCCUAG